AUGUCCCGGCAACAAGUGGUCAAUGACACGCUCGACUCCGAGAACAUUGCCGACUUCGUGGGCGUGAAGGUUGCGUACGAUGCCUUCGCUUUGUUGCCCUACCGUGAGCGGAUAACGACCUUGGUCGGCCUCAACAUAUCGGCGAAUCGGCUCUUUUUCAUCAGCCACUGUAUCAAGUGGUGCGCGCAACACAGCCGACUAACGAGCCGCUAUGCACCAUACCGCUCCCGGUGUAUAGUGCCACUGAUGAAUAUGCCCGAGUUCUCGAAUGCGUUUGGCUGCGUGGCAGGGCAGCCCAUGAACCCGAGGAAGAAGUGCGACUUCUGGUCGUAA
This is a messenger RNA of Dermacentor andersoni, 333 nucleotides long. RefSeq names its product neprilysin-21-like. Gene Ontology annotation, biological process: protein processing. The record is from RefSeq and is a predicted model, not a curated record. Lineage: Eukaryota; Metazoa; Arthropoda; Arachnida; Ixodida; Ixodidae. Gene Ontology annotation, cellular component: plasma membrane. Gene Ontology annotation, molecular function: metalloendopeptidase activity.